AGGCAGAUGUUGACCUAUGUAGAAGAAUCCCCCUCCCCGAGAUCGACUAUAGAAUACAGCAAGUCGAUGCUAAGACCGUCAGAGAGGUGUGCGUUCGCUACCUCUACGAUCGCUGCCCUGCAGUUGUUGGCAUUGGUCCCGUAGAACAGCUACAGCUUGCGGACUACAACAGAAUCAGGAGCAAUAUGUGGUGGAUGAGGACGUGAGACACCGCGACAGGGAGUCUAUAGUCUCACCGUCACACGCAGUCGCCCGGACUUCCACCUCUGUUUGUAGCUCAUGCAUCAUUAUAUAGGCUAGCAACGAGUUGUGUAUUAUUAUAAUAAGCAUAAUUUAUUCCUGGUGUCUGUAUUGUUGAGGGCCGAUUAUGAAUGCUAUAAUAGGUGGAGGUUAUAUCUGUGUUAUG
Geodia barretti is the source of this 406-nucleotide messenger RNA. The record is from the annotation of a GenBank genome assembly. NCBI's taxonomy places the organism in Eukaryota, Metazoa, Porifera, Demospongiae, Tetractinellida, Geodiidae.